Molecule: messenger RNA, 998 nt
Organism: Ilex paraguariensis (yerba mate)
Lineage: Eukaryota; Viridiplantae; Streptophyta; Magnoliopsida; Aquifoliales; Aquifoliaceae
Source: the annotation of a GenBank genome assembly
AUGGUACAGGGUGUUUACUAUUAUUUCUAUCAAAUCUUUAGGGACAAGGCUGAAGCUAUAGCAAUUGAACGUAAGAGGAAAGGGAUUGGUGAUGGAUCGGUCGGGAUGUUCUCAUCACUUGUGGUGGCUGCUUUAUCUGGGUGUGUGAAUGUCUUGCUGACUAAUCCUAUAUGGGUAGUUGUUACCCGCAUGCAGACUCACUCAAAAAAAUCCCAACCUAGCCAGACUGAAUCUAUCACUUCAGAUGAUUCAAUUCUGGCUGCUGUAGAACCUCCUCCCUAUGGAACAGGCCACGCGAUUAAUGAAGUUUAUGAUGAAGCUGGCAUUUGGGGAUUCUGGAGAGGUGUUUUGCCAACAUUGAUCAUGGUGAGCAAUCCUUCCAUACAGUUCAUGCUGUAUGAAACGCUGUUGAAGAAGCUAAGAAAACGGCGUGGCUUGAGUAAGAAGGGUAGCAAUGAUGUAACUGCUUUGGAGAUAUUUCUACUUGGAGCUUUGGCGAAACUUGGAGCUACAGUUGUAACAUAUCCUCUUCUGGUUGUGAAAUCAAGGCUUCAAGCAAAGCAAGUUGCUGGUGGGGACAAGAGGCAUCACUAUAGAGGUACCUCGGAUGCUAUCACGAAGAUGAUGCGCCAUGAGGGUUUUUCUGGCUUUUACCAAGGAAUGAACACAAAAAUCGUGCAAAGUGUUCUUGCAGCUGCUGUUUUAUUCAUGGUUAAGGAAGAACUCGUCCGGGGGGUUCGAUGGUUGUUGACGAAGGAUGCUGUUAGGGCAGUGAGUUCAUAGCUCCCCAUGACUCGAGUUCUUUCUGUAGCUAUAUCUUAGCAGAGACUGCUGUGUGGUCAGUUGUUACCAUGAAGGAGCACGUAAGCAGGAUUUGUAGCUUGUAUUAAUUGAAAUGAAAUUGAAAUUUGUGAGAGAAUAUGAUUUCUACACCUGCUAUAUUGUUGAACUAUAUUACAUUGGGAUCUAAUGAUGCAACUAUAUGAAGCAAUAGUGAA